Messenger RNA from Aptenodytes forsteri (emperor penguin), 1635 nucleotides. It is a transcript of the gene SGTA, whose product is annotated as small glutamine rich tetratricopeptide repeat containing alpha. The record is from RefSeq and is a predicted model, not a curated record. Gene Ontology annotation, cellular component: membrane; TRC complex. Gene Ontology annotation, biological process: post-translational protein targeting to endoplasmic reticulum membrane. Gene Ontology annotation, molecular function: protein binding; molecular adaptor activity. The transcript is spliced from 11 exons. NCBI's taxonomy places the organism in Eukaryota, Metazoa, Chordata, Aves, Sphenisciformes, Spheniscidae. Bases 49 to 987 code for a protein of 312 amino acids.
UUUUAAAAGUUAUAAGAAGUUGAAACAAACUGCUCACAGCCUCCCAGAAUGGCAGACCAGAAGCGCCUUGCCUACUCCAUCAUCCAGUUUCUACAUGACCAGCUACAGAAUGGGGGUCUGUCUCCAGAUGCUCAGGAGAGUUUGGAAGUGGCCAUCCAGUGCCUGGAGACGGCAUUUGGUGUCUCGAUGGAGGACCAAGGCCUAGCUGUGUCCCAGACUCUUCCUGAAAUAUUUGAAGCUGCUGCAGGAAAGGAGCCUGAACACAUCAGAACAAAUUCGGAGCCCAUCACCCCCUCUGAAGAUGACAUAGCUGAAGCCGAAAGACUCAAGACUGAAGGAAAUGAACAAAUGAAGGCAGAAAACUUUGAAGCUGCUGUGUCUUUCUAUGGAAAAGCAAUUGAAUUAAAUCCAUCCAAUGCUGUGUAUUUUUGCAACAGAGCUGCUGCAUACAGUAAACUAGGAAAUUAUGCCGGAGCAGUGAGAGACUGUGAAAGAGCUAUAGGCAUUGAUCCAAACUACAGCAAAGCUUAUGGCAGAAUGGGCUUGGCCCUCUCCAGUUUAAAUAAACACACAGAAGCUGUUGUUUACUACAAAAAAGCCCUGGAGCUGGAUCCGGACAAUGACACAUACAAAUCAAAUCUUAAAAUAGCUGAACAGAAAAUGAAGGAGACUCCUAGUCCAACUGGAGGUCCGGGAGGAUUCGAUUUAGCUGGCUUGCUGAACAACCCUGGCUUCAUGAGUAUGGCAUCUAACCUAAUGAACAAUCCACAAGUACAACAGCUCAUGUCCGGGAUGAUUUCUGGUGGCCACAACGCCAUGGGAGCAGCAGGCACCAGCCCUUCCACGAAUGAUCUUGCCAGCCUCAUACAAGCGGGCCAGCAGUUCGCUCAGCAGAUGCAGCAGCAGAAUCCUGAACUAAUAGAGCAGCUACGGAGCCAGAUUAGGAGUCGAACUCCAAGUGCCAGUAACGAAGAUCAGCAGGAAUGAGCACUCCAGCGCAGUCCGUGGGAACUACGUUCUUUGCUUUAAAAACUGGAAGCCAUGUGCGUGUUGCCAUUUCUUGAGUUGGAAGUGUCCAAGAGGGGGGAAAAAAUAAUGGAAAAACAAAAUACUUUAUAUGACCUGCAUGUUAAAGACAGAUUCACGCUUCCUUUCCCUAGUCUUCAUCCCCGCUCCUCCCCCUCAGCCUUUCCAUUAGUCUUUUUUUUUUUUUUCUUCUGGAAGAUCCAGCAAGCUGAACACAAACCAGCACCGACAGUCUUUCUAAAGAAACUCAGAAAAUUAACUACACUGUUACAUUUCUAUGUUAUUUGCUACAUGGGAAUUUUUUAACCCGUUUUUGAAGAACGAUGCACUCUUCACUACAGGACGUCUUCACUUUUCUGCCCACGUGCCACUUCAAAGAAGUGUUCGAGUCCUACCUAACCCCCAUCCUGCCCCGUUUAAUCUUCCUGCCGGUUACGAGACAGUACUGCUUGAACACUCUGGAGAUCUCGGGAUCUUCUUGCCUCCAGGAACAGGGUUUCUGUUGAUUAGAUUCACUGCCUUUCUCAUUCAGGUCUGUAGCAACGUGGCCAGUGUCGUCAAUACGCGGGGGUUUGGUGGUCGCCUCUCAGAGGUUAGUGUAAAUGUGUC